CCCUUCCCCUCAGCCGCGGCCGCUGCCGCCGCGGGGGGAGGAUGAGGGGGAGCCGCGGCGGGGUUGGUGCUGCAGCCGCGCUCGCUUGAUCGGGCCCGGCGGUUCCCCGGCGGUCCUCCGCGCCGCCUCGCACCUCGCCGCCGCCCCGGGGCGGGCCGUCGCGGCGAGUGGAUGCCCAGCGCCUGCCCGCCGCCUGGCGCCUAGCAGGCACCGCCAGGGCAGAGACCCGCGGACGCCAUGGGCUGCUGCAGCUCCGCCGCGCAGAGCUCCAAGCGAGAGUGGAAGCCUCUGGAGGACCACAGCUGCACAGAUGUACCAUGGCUGCUCUUAUUUAUCCUCUUCUGCAUAGGAAUGGGUUUUAUCUGUGGCUUUUCAAUAGCUACAGGAGCAGCUGCAAGACUGCUUUCAGGAUAUGACAGUUACGGAAAUAUUUGUGGACAGAAAAAUGUCAAGGUGGAGGGAAUAGUCAACAGUGGUCUGGACCUCACGCACAAGAAGUAUGUGUUCUUCCUGGAUCCAUGCAACAUUGAUCUAGUACACCAGAGGAUCAAGUCACUUGCUUUGUGUGUAUCAGCUUGCCCAAGGAAAGAACUAAAAACUCUGGCUGAUAUUCAGAAAUUUGCAGAAACUAAUGGAUCCACUCUGUGUAGCUAUGAACUGCAGCCAUCAGAGUACACUACAGACCCAAGGGCCGCCAAGUUAUGUCCUAAAUAUCCUGUUCCAGAGAGUGCACCUAUUCCAUUCUUCCAUCGCUGUGCUCCUGUGAACAUUUCCUGCUAUGCCAAGUUUGCAGAGGCCCUGAUCACCUUUGUCAGUGACAGUAGUGUCUUACACAGGCUGAUUAGUGGAGUUAUGACCAGCAAAGAGAUUAUAAUGGGACUUUGCUUGUUAUCACUAGUGUUGUCCAUGAUUUUGAUGGUUAUAAUCAGGUACAUUUCAAGAGUACUUGUCUGGAUUUUAACAAUUCUUGUCAUUCUGGGAUCACUUGGUGGUACAGGGGUCCUGUGGUGGCUCUAUGCUAAGCAACGAGUAUCUGCCAGUGCUGUUGAGACUCAAAUAGCCAAAGACAAUCUUCAGGCUCUCCUGAUCUAUGCCAUUUCAGCUACAGUCUUCACGGUUAUCUUGUUCUUGAUAAUGUUAAUUAUGCGCAAACGAGUAGCUCUCACCAUUGCCUUGUUCCACGUGGCCGGCAAGGUCUUCAUUCACCUGCCACUGCUAGUCUUCCAGCCAUUUUGGACAUUCUUUGUGCUUAUCCUCUUCUGGACAUACUGGAUCACAGUCCUGCUUUUCCUUGGUACUACAGGUAGUCCUGUCCCAAAUGAAGAAGGAUUUGUUGAAUUUCGGAUGUUAGGUCCUUUGAAAUACAUGUGGUGGUACCAUGUAGUGGGACUCAUCUGGAUCAGCGAGUUUAUCCUAGCCUGUCAGCAGAUGACAGUAGCAGGGGCUGUUGUGACAUACUAUUUUACAAGGGAGAAAAGGAAUCUGCCGUUUACUCCUAUUCUGGCAUCUGUUAAUCGCCUUGUUUGUUACCACCUAGGAACAGUAGCAAAGGGGUCUUUCAUUAUCACACUAGUGAAGAUACCACGAAUGAUCCUUAUGUAUAUUCAUACACAACUCAAAGGAAAAGAAAAUGCUUGUGCUCGCUGUAUGCUUAAAGCCUGCAUCUGCUGCCUUUGGUGUCUAGAAAAGUGCCUGACCUACUUAAAUCAGAACGCAUAUACAGCCACAGCUAUCAACAGCACCAACUUCUGCACAUCAGCAAAGGAUGCCUUUGUUAUUCUAGUGGAAAAUGCUUUGCGAGUGGCUGCCAUAAACACAGUUGGGGAUUUUAUGCUGUUUCUAGGAAAGGUCCUGAUUGUCUGCAGUACAGGUUUGGCUGGGAUUAUGUUGCUGAAUUACCAACGAGAUUACACCAUCUGGGUGCUGCCACUCAUCAUUGUCUGCCUCUUUGCAUUCCUGGUUGCUCACUGCUUCCUGUCCAUUUAUGAAAUGGUUGUCGAUGUCCUUUUCUUGUGUUUUGCCAUCGAUACAAAAUACAAUGAUGGGAGCCCUGGGAGGGAAUUCUACAUGGAUAAAGUUCUCAUGGAGUUUGUGGAGAAUAGUAGGAAAUCUAUGAAAGAAGCUGGCCGGGGAGGUGGAGCUGAGGGCAGAGAGCUAAAACCAAUGGUAGGUGCAGAUGAGGAGGUGGCGAUCCUCCAAGAGUUUCACUUUUACUUCUUCUCCCUCUUUGUCUUUACUGACUGCACUUCUUCAGGAGAAGUUUUUGUUCUCUGUAUCACUCAAGAUGUUCUGCUUUUUCUGUUUGUGAGCUUGCCUAUCACCUGGAUGGCAGAGUUUUUGUCACAGCUGAGACCAUCUCCUGUAAAAGCCUCUGGAGCAAGUUCAUCUUGAAACUAGCCAGCCAUAUUGGAACCCAUUGACAUUCCAAAACAGUAUAUAUAUACAUAUAUACACACACAUAUAUAUAUAUAUAUAAAAAUAAACAGCCAAAAUCAGAGAAAAGGAACAGGGAUUUAAUACUUUUUUUAACAAUUAUUUUUGUGAAACAUGUACUCUUUUCAUACGGGUGGCUUUUACAAGCAGCUUUAUCAUUGUUCCAUUUUUUAAAUUAUUCAUUGUGGUCAUGGAAAUGUUGAUUCUUAUCUGCUUGUUAUUUUACAAUCUGGAGGAGGUAUCACUGUAAAGAUAAUCUGAAAUGAUGACUGCGUUUAGAGACAGAUUUCCCAUGACACUGCUAAUCUGCUAAGAGUUUUACUUGUUUAGUUUAUUUAAAUUUGCAUUAAAUUCAGGACAGUUACAUGUAAGGAAAACCUUCAAAUCAAGAAAAUUCUCAAAUUUAGUUUUUCAAAAGGUGGUUUCAGUAAGAGUUCAUUCAGUUCGAAUGGGUUUGUAAGCAGUCAUUUUACUUUACAGCCCUGGCGGGGCACAGUUUUGUUUAUCAGUAUCAGAUACCACAAUAACCAACUCCUCAGGUAUUCAGGUGUGUGGGAGCCCUUGCAUCUCCUAUUAAGCAGAAACUACAAAAUGGGGACAGAUAAUUUUUAUAUGCAAUUAACUUCCUGGUUUACCCUAUUUAUCCCUCAUACCCAUUGCCCUCUAUCCUCCCACUGAGUUCAGUAGCUUCCUUCACACUUCAGCAGUGCUUCUUUGAAGGGUAUGGAUUCUCCAUAUGAGCAAUUGAAAUAACAGAUUGUUAAAGCUCAGUCUUAGCCAUACUCAUGAUUAAUUCAUGACUAAAUACAACGAUGCUGAGGAUGGGAAGAGAAAUGAACUGUACUACUGUACAAAAAAGUACUGUAUGCUUCAUUUCAUUUAAUGCCAGAGAGCUCUGGGAGGUGGAAGGGACCAUUCCUUGCCUGUCGUUUCAUCCAUAUUUGUAUGUACUGUAGCGGGUGGCUAAAACAGGAAAGGGCAGAGAAACAUUUCUUUGGAAGUGUAAUUGCCAGGAUAGUUACCUAAAGUUAUCAAAUAAUUACAAGAGAACGUGCUCUUUUCUUCUUCUUGUUCUUAUUAUUAUUAUUAUAUACUUACAUUUCUUUUCAGUCUGGAAGCUCACCAGAUAUGAAUGCUACUGUUCAAUUGUUCAGCAUAUUGUAAUGGUAAAUGCUUAAAAGUGUAUUUGCUAAGAAUUCAUGAUCUGUCUAUGCUAUAUACUCCUUUUGUUACAAUUUUUUUAAGAAAACUAUUUUUGUUAAUGUAAAGUUAAUAUUUCAGAGCAGAAUUUUUAAACUUAUUGCACUAAAUAGAAGCUCUGUACAAAUAAAUAAUGCCUCAAUGGUUCGAUCACUCCAUUCAAGAAAAUCUUUUGAAAGAGAAAAGCCCUUCUACAGAAGCUUUGUGAUGGAGUGGAGGUAUGUCUAGGUAGAGACAUGCACAAGUCGUGUUAUCAAGGUUUAAUAAGUAAGAAGUUAUCUGUGCUUCCUUUCAGAGAAUCAGACUUCUAAAUUGCUGCCGAAGGUUAAAAAAAAAUAUGUAGUAUCAUGUAGCUAACCAGUGCUCUUACCUUUUGGCAAUAGUGAAAUAUUUCACUUCUGCUUCCAGAAGUCAUUUGAUAACUUAAAUUUGUUUAGUUUUCUUUCAGUAAGCCAAUUAAAAGGAUUUACUCUUUUCAUAUCACAGAACCCAAACUAUAUGAAAGGUAUGAAAAUAAAAAUACAUUUAGAAAUGAUAGCUACUGGGGAGGCAGGGAGUCAGAAUUAUCCAAUCCUGCAAGCACUUAGACACUCAUUUAAUGAACCAUAUCAGUAGCUCCACUGACAUCAGGAGGGCUGUCUUAAGUAUGGAAGUUGUUAAGUUACACAUCCAUUUAAGUGCUAACUGGACUAGAGCUUCAACCUAGGGGAUUCAAACUGGAGCACUGGUGAGGCCUCAGUGCAGGUUAGAGGUCAGAUUAUGUAGAAUAAGCAUUGGAGCAGCCUUAAGUUCAUGGAGAGGAGGCAUUCCUGCUGUACCAGUGUCUAAGACAGCAGUGGCACUGAACACUGAUAUUCGUGUAGGUCAGUGGGGUUUAGCAACAGAAAUUUAAAAACUAGCUUAGAUGAAUCCUGGAAACUGGAUUCCAAAGCUAAGAGACUUACCGCAUACCCAGUUGCUUCCAGAGAAACUAAUUUCCACCUUGUUUGGAAGUUAUUGGAGGUGUUUUGAUUGAAGCCUUGGGUUCUGCUCAUUUUGACAACAAAUUUCUGCCAUGACCAGUUCCACAAGUUUGUGUUCUCCGCUCACUGGAGGUCCUGGGUGGGGGCUUUUCUCUGUAAUUGCAACUAGGACUGCAGUUGGAAACGAAUUUUGUAUUUUUAUAUGACUUGACUGUGCACCAUUUUUAUAGCAGUUUAUCCUGUUUUAAAAAUAAAUUUGUUUUAUUUACAUGGUGUUUAAGAGAUACAGGCAACACUUUUCUAUGCGUAGUUGUAAUGUUUAAGUGACAAAUCUAUAUCAUUACAAAGUUCUUAAUAAAAUCGUGUGCACCAUUCUUGAGUGUAUAUCUGGCAUGCACAGCUUUUCAGUCAUGCCAAAAAGGCAUUCCAUCAACAUGCAGGCUUUCCAGUGGCCCUUUAAAGCUUUUGAAUGUCCUUGAAGUUCAUUUGCAACCAAACUACAAGCUGCCCUCUUCCAGCUCUGUCUUGUGCAAGGAGAUAAGCAGAAGACUGAUGUCUGAAGAGACAACCUUUCAGGACAAACUUAGACUCUGCUUUCCUUCCCUAGUGGGGAUAGUGGAGUGGGAGAACAUUUGACAUGUAAAUACGUAGUUGGCAGUAGCGGUGCUGGGGUCUGCCAGUUGUGAUGGAUUAAGUACUUUCUUUGCCAGCUGGUUAUUAAAGCCAGUAUAUGGACUGCUUUGUGGGAAGCAGUCUAGACUAACUAGAGAGUGAUGCUGCACUGGGAGUAACACUGCAGGAGCAGCAAAUGAGACAGCUGAGACAGAGAAAUCAUCUCCUUGCAAAGUCCACUGAAACAAGUAGUGCUUGAGGACUGGAGAUUCAGGCUGGACAAUUUGGGUUUCAAAACAAAGUCAAUGGGAUUACUGGUUCCCAGCAUUUGGUUUCUGCAGACCAUCUGCAUCAUAGCCUCUGAUCAGCUAGGUUUCAAAGGAAAAAAGGCAUGCCAUUCUUUAAAUGGUUUAAUUUUUUUCCACAUUAUUUUACUCUCUACUUGGCAGUUGAGCAGCAGUGUGUCACCUUCAUUGCUUCUUCCAGCCCUAGAGAUUUUUUUUUUGUUCCUUUACUGCUCAUUUCUGUAUUGCUCUUUCAGCAAUGGAGUGCCAAGUGGCAGAGAGUCAGCUCCCCUUUCUCCCACCGAUCUUAGUACGUGCCUUCUCAGUUUCCGGAGGCAAUGAUGCAGGAUAUCACCUGGACUGAAUAGGAGGGGGAGUUGAGUGCUGAGCUGAAGUUCUGAGGUGGAUUUUUUUGUAUGAUAUCACUCCAUCACUGUGCUUGCUGUGGUUAGGAGUGCAGCUCAUCACUUCUACAGUUUCAGUGCUGCUCCACAGCUAGACUAAACAUAUGGUAUGGCCAUCUUAGAAUUGCAUCUUCAGCCUUCCAGUAGCUUGUGUUCACACUCCCAGCUGCCAAAAACAGGAUGGGGCUUUACGUGUGGCCUUAGCUUCACAUGGUAACCCGAGGGCUUUCUGCAUUAGGAAAGCAUAUCAUAGAAGGGAGAACUUAAAGUCAAAAACCCAGUUACACGUUGUGGUAGGUUGAUGCUGGCUGGCAGGUAAGCCCCUCCUCUGUUGCUUGCUCAGUAGCUCCAGCAGGAUGGGAGAGAGCAUUGGAAGGACAAAAGUGUUGAGGUAAAAGACAGUUCAUUAAGUAAA
Molecule: messenger RNA, 6310 nt
Organism: Aquila chrysaetos chrysaetos
Lineage: Eukaryota; Metazoa; Chordata; Aves; Accipitriformes; Accipitridae
Gene: SLC44A1
Product: solute carrier family 44 member 1
Exons: 16
Coding region: 238-2391 (717 amino acids)
Biological process (GO): choline transport; transmembrane transport
Cellular component (GO): plasma membrane
Molecular function (GO): choline transmembrane transporter activity
Source: RefSeq, a predicted model, not a curated record